CGGUGUUCUGAAGCCUCGUCUAGUGGUAAAGGGGAUAUAGGAGCAAGCCAAAAAAGACUAGGACCCAGCGCCGCGCCGCUGUGUGCCCACUCCUGGUCUCCCGGCACCAAAGCUGCUGGCGCCCAGGGUGUUUUUUCCUUGUCCCCGCCACUUCCCAGUCCCUGGCCCAACAUGAUACUGACCAAAGCCCAGUACGACGAGAUAGCCCAGUGCCUAGUGUCUGUGCCGCCUACCAGGCAGAGCCUAAGGAAACUGAAGCAGAGGUUCCCCAGUCAAUCGCAGGCCACUCUGCUGAGCAUCUUCUCCCAGGAGUACCAGAAACAUAUCAAAAGAACACAUGCCAAACAUCAUACUCCAGAGGCGAUUGAAAGUUAUUAUCAGAGGUACCUGAAUGGAGUGGGGAGAAAUGGAGCUGCCCCAGUGCUCCUGGAGCUGGCCAAUGAGGUGGACCAUGCACCCUCAUUAAUGGCUCGGAUUAUACUGGAGAGGUUUCUACAAGAGCAUGAAGAAACUCCACCCUCCAAGUCUGUUAUAAAUAGUAUGCUACGGGACCCGUCUCAGAUUCCAGAUGGAGUUCUAGCAAAUCAGGUCUAUCAGUGCAUCGUGAACGACUGCUGUUAUGGACCGCUGGUAGACUGCAUCAAACACGCCAUUGGACAUGAGCAUGAGGUCCUGCUAAGAGACCUGCUUCUGGAGAAAAACCUGUCCUUCCUCGAUGAAGAUCAGCUCCGUGCAAAGGGUUAUGACAAAACACCAGACUUUAUUUUACAAGUUCCAGUUGUAAUGCUUUGUCCCUUAGCUGUAGAAGGGCACAUAAUUCACUGGAUUGAAAGCAAAGCCUCAUUUGGUGAUGAAUGUAGCCACCAUGCCUACCUGCAUGACCAGUUCUGGAGCUACUGGAAUAGAUUUGGGCCGGGCUUAGUCAUCUAUUGGUACGGCUUUAUCCAGGAACUGGACUGUAACCGGGAAAGAGGUAUCCUGCUCAAAGCCUGUUUCCCCACGGACAUUGUCACCUUAUGCCAUAGCCUAGCUUGACCUCGAUGAUCCUGGAAGAGAAGCCGGGAGGAGAAGGUGAAUCCGGAAGCAAUUUUACUUCCCUGCAGCGUAAACUCCUGGCAGCAUCUGCCCUGAACUUGAGCUGAACUCGGGCUGCCUGUGGCUACGCCACUACCUCUUUAGACAAACAUAUCAAGAGUUUCUGUUUUCCUUCAUCCCUUGCUGAUGUGAACAGCCAAGAACUACGACCCACCCACUCAUUAUCAGCAUUUCUGUCUCUGUCAAACAGUUAGUUUACAGAUAGUCAUAAUCUUUUUUCCUUCCGGAUGAUUUCUGCUCAUAUACUGAACAAAAGAAAUGUGGAAUGUGGAGACUUGAAAGGUGUGACUUUUUUUUUUUUUUUUUCAAUUCUCCUCUCAGUUCC
Molecule: messenger RNA, 1420 nt
Organism: Suricata suricatta (meerkat)
Lineage: Eukaryota; Metazoa; Chordata; Mammalia; Carnivora; Herpestidae
Gene: CDIN1
Product: chromosome 9 C15orf41 homolog
Exons: 11
Coding region: 172-1035 (287 amino acids)
Biological process (GO): erythrocyte differentiation
Cellular component (GO): cytoplasm; nucleus
Source: RefSeq, a predicted model, not a curated record